Messenger RNA from Brugia malayi, 486 nucleotides. RefSeq lists its product as uncharacterized. Bases 1 to 486 code for a protein of 161 amino acids. Gene Ontology annotation, molecular function: protein kinase activity; ATP binding. The record is from RefSeq and is a predicted model, not a curated record. Gene Ontology annotation, biological process: protein phosphorylation. Lineage: Eukaryota; Metazoa; Nematoda; Chromadorea; Rhabditida; Onchocercidae. The transcript is spliced from 5 exons.
AUGGUACUGAACAUUAUCGUCCUGGAUGAAUCGAGCGGAAAGGAACGCGAUGUCACCGUAGACGAUAUUGCGACUGUAUUUCUCGAUACCUUUCUUGCCGCUAUAUCACCCCAGCAGCAUUUUCAACAUUUUCGCUAUGAAGAUGAGGAUGGCGAUCUUGUGGCUGUUCGAACCAAUGAAGAGCUUGCGGUCAUGUUGUCUUCACCGAAAAUUCGUCCACUAAGGAUCCAUUUAAUUUCGGAAGAUGAGUCUGUUCUGGAUGGUAAUUUAGCAAGCAUUAUGCCGGAUAUGUUGAAGCGACUUGAGACUAUUGGAUUCGGUUAUUCUGGUACUGUUUACAAAGCCCUAGAUGUGGAACAUGAUCGGAUUGUGGCAUUAAAAUGUAUUUCUGUUGAUGGUUAUGCAGAACAUUUUGUUGUUGCUCGAGAGCUACAGCUUCUCAGAAAACCCAUACAUCGUGAAUUUCUUCUCGGCCGCACUCCUUGA